Sesamum indicum (sesame) is the source of this 3226-nucleotide messenger RNA. RefSeq names its product pentatricopeptide (PPR) repeat-containing protein. The record is from RefSeq and is a predicted model, not a curated record. NCBI's taxonomy places the organism in Eukaryota, Viridiplantae, Streptophyta, Magnoliopsida, Lamiales, Pedaliaceae. Gene Ontology annotation, molecular function: RNA binding; protein binding.
UUUCCGUCUUUCAUCUGACACCAAAAACAAUGGAUAUCUUCUCCCUCUCCUCCACCGUUCACUAUUCUCACACUCCACCAUCUUUCUCCACCUCCAGUCUCGCCGGAAAAAACCAUGCCGCCACCACCAGCAUUUCCCUGGCCUCAUUUAUUCUUGCUUCAAACUCAUCACAAGACUCUGGUCACGACUCCACCACCAGCCUCCGCCGUCCCACCACGCAGAAGCCUCUAAAAGCCUCCACUUCAAACUCAUCUCAACUCCGUGAGAACCCCCUUAAAAGAUUUGUUAACUCCCAAAAUGGUCCCCCGUCUGUCACCAGUUCGCCGUCCCGUGAUACUCUCAGUAAUAAGCUAUGGUUGUCCAGCAAACUCUCACCUCCGCCUCCUCCUCCUCCCGCACCCCUACUUUCCCAUCCAUUGCAAGAAAUUCCCCAGGAAAAUGAAGUUGAGGAUGAGGUUUUGGAAAAUUCAGAAGAAAAUGAAAAAGAAGUUGAGUUCAGGGAAAAAGGCAAGAUUUUUGUGGGUAAUUUACCACUUUGGAUAAAGAAAAAGGAGGUAGCUGAGUUUUUCAGGCAAUUUGGGCCCAUAAAGAAUGUGAUUCUGAUAAAGGGUCAUGAUAAUCUGGAGAGGAAUAUGGGAUUUGGGUUUGUGAUAUAUAGUGGGCAUACGGCUGAAAAGGCUGCAAUGAAGGCUGUAGAGUUUGAUGGGAUUGAGUUCCAUGGUAGGGUGUUGACUGUGAAGUUGGAUAAUGGCAAGAGAAUGAAGGGCAAACAUUCGGAGAGGGCAAGGUGGGUGGAGGGCAAAUGGGAGGACGGGGAAAACUACAAGUCUAAGUGGCAUGAAGAGAGGGACGGUUCACGAAGGGAGUUUCGGAGGAUUCUGGAAUCUCAACCAGAGAGUUGGCAGAUGGUUGUGCAAGCUUUUGAGAGGAUUAAGAAGCCCUCCAGAAAAGAGUUUGGGUUGAUGGUCAACUAUUAUGCAAGGAGAGGAGACAUGCAUCGUGCACGUGAAAUGUUUGAGAAGAUGCGGGCACGUGGGAUAGAGCCAACUUUACAUGUAUAUACAAACCUGAUUCAUGCUUAUGCAGUAGGAAGAGACAUGGAAGAAGCAUUAUCAUGUGUGAGGAAGAUGAGGGAUGAGGGAAUUGAGAUGAGCUUGGUGACAUACAGUAUUCUUGUUGGAGGAUUUGCAAAAAUUGGGAAUGUUGAAGCUGCAGAGCUUUGGUUUAAGGAGGCAAAAGAGAGACUUACAGCGUUAAAUGCAGUCAUAUAUGGCAACAUAAUAUAUGCUUAUUGUCAAACAUGUAACUUAACCCGUGCUGAAGCAUUGGUAAGAGAGAUGGAAGAAGAGGGAAUAGAUGCUCCAAUUGACAUAUAUCACACCAUGAUGGAUGGUUAUGGCAUGAUACAGGAUGAAGAGAAAUGUCUUAUGGUUUUUGAUAGACUUAAGGAAUGUGGCUUUACACCUUCAAUAAUUACGUUUGGAUGUCUCAUCAAUCUGUAUACCAAGAUUGGAAAAGUUUCUAAAGCUUUGGAAGUCAGUGACAUGAUGAAACAGGCAGGCAUAAAGCAUAACAUGAAGACGUAUUCCAUGUUGAUGAAUGGAUUUAUAAAUUUGAAGGAUUGGGCUAAUGCUUUCUCAAUCUUUGAAGAUGUAAUUGGAGAUGGUUUAAAGCCAGAUGUCAUUCUUUACAACAACAUCAUAAGAGCAUUUUGUGGAAUGGGUAACAUGGAACGUGCUAUUCGUACAGUUGAACAAAUGAAAAAGGAGAGGCAUAGACCAACUUCAAGAACAUUUAUGCCCAUAAUUCAUUCUUUUGCAAGAGCUGGAGAAAUGAGAAGAGCUCUAGAUGUUUUUGAUAUGAUGCGGAGGAGCGGAUGUAUUCCAACUGUGCACACAUAUAACGCUCUGAUUCUUGGCCUUGUCGAAAAGCGUCAGAUGGAGAAGGCCGUGGGUAUAUUAGACGAGAUGCUGCUGGCAGGAAUUAGUCCCAACGAGCACACAUACACAACCAUUAUGCACGGUUACGCAUCGCUGGGUGAUACCGGAAAAGCUUUCCAAUACUUCUCUAAGGUUAAAAAUGAGGGGCUUGAGCUUGAUGUUUAUGCUUAUGAGGCCUUACUCAAGGCAUGCUGUAAAUCAGGCAGGAUGCAAAGUGCUUUAGCUGUAACAAAAGAGAUGAGAGCUCAAAAUAUCCCCAGGAAUACUUUUAUCUACAACAUACUAAUCGACGGAUGGGCUCGUCGAGGUGAUGUUUGGGAAGCUGCAGAUUUGAUGCAGCAGAUGAGACAAGAAGGGGUACAGCCGGACAUCCAUACUUACACGUCUUUCAUAAAUGCUUGCUGCAAGGCCGGAGACAUGCUGAGAGCAAUGAGAACAAUUGAGGAGAUGGAAGCAGUCGGAGUGAAAGCUAACGUCAAGACCUACACUACGCUUAUACACGGGUGGUCCCGAGCAUCUCUCCCGGAGAAGGCAUUGAAAUGCUUUGAGGAGAUGAAGCAAGCAGGACUAAAUCCAGACAAAGCAGUAUACCAUUGUUUAAUGACAUCCUUGUUAUCAAGGGCCACCAUCGCCGAAGACUACAUCUACAAUGGAAUCCUCAAUUUAUGCGACGAGAUGGUGGACUGCGGGUUGACUGUCGACAUGGGCACCGCAGUUCAUUGGUCGAAAUGCUUACGCAAAAUCGAAAGGACCGGUGGCGGUAUUACCGAAGCCCUUCAGAAGACCUUCCCACCCGACUGGAACAACCACAAGACUCUUAACGCUAUUUCAGAUGUCAGUGAUCACGAAGAUGGAUUGGAAGAAAACCAUUACGAUGAUAGCCCUUUUCACAGCGACACUGAUGGUGAAGACAACACAAACUUUGACGAAAGGUUUCAAUUCUAACUCUAUCAUCCAGAUAUCCCCAAGGUAUCGGUUUCUUCCCAUCUCUUUAGUUGCAAAGUGAAUUAGCUCCGAAUUUUGCGGUUCUUGGCUCUACCAUUUCUCACUCAUUUCUCUAUAGAGGGAACCUUCUAUGAAAUUUAUGGGAAAGUAACAGUCCAAAUUUGUCCAUAUGCUUGUAGUUGACUGUUUGUUGGUUUGUUAGCUGACAUAUAUCUGCAAACAAUAGUUGUCUGAAGAAGGCAGGAUAGUAUUUCAACCCCAUUAGAAAGCAGGAAGAACAGAAAUUGUAUCAUUGACUUUUAGUAUUAUGUUAGUAAUUAAUGAAUCUUAUGAAAUCAUAA